ACUUGUUCCGCUAGGAAGAGGCAAAGCGAGAGGAUUUACUGCGUGCGAUAAGCCCUUUUUGUAUGGUCUAUGAGAGAGUGCCGAAUUACCAAUGGGGGACUUUCAGCAAUUUGAACAGGACUUCUACCAGUCAGGGUAUUACAUCGAUGACCAGGGACAGGUGGCCUACGACUAUGGCGAUGGCUAUGACCAUAACCCAGAGAAUGAGGAUGAUGGCAUAGAUGUGUCCAUGCCUGGUGUGUUCACCCCCUCUACGGGCCAGGCCUUCCAGCCUUCAAAGCCUGCUGGGACAUAUCAAAACACAGCUGGAACAGACGGAUCAUUUGAAGAGGAGCCUCCGUUGCUGGAGGAGCUUGGCAUUAAUUUUGAACACAUAUGGCAGAAGACGUUGACAGUGCUGAACCCUAUGAUGCCAGCAGAUGGCAGCAUCAUGAAUGAGACCGACCUGACGGGCCCUAUUCUGUUCUGUAUCGCUCUGGGUGCCACUUUACUUAUGGCAGGCAAAUCCCACUUUGGCUAUGUCUAUGGGAUCAGUGCCAUCGGCUGCAUGGCGAUGUACACCCUGUUGACCCUGCUGAGUUCCCUGACUGUGUCCUAUGGCUGUGUAGCCAGCGUUCUGGGCUACUGCCUCCUACCCAUGGUGGCACUAUCGGCAUUCGCAGUCAUCUUUUCCCUACAAGGGAUCAUUGGAACUAUCCUGGCCUUGCUGGUGAUUGGCUGGUGCAGUUUCUCAGCUUCCAAGAUCUUCAUCUCCACCCUGGCUAUGGAGGGCCAGCAGCUGUUGGUAGCGUACCCCUGUGCCCUGCUUUAUGGAGUCUUUGCCUUGCUAACAAUGUUCUAAAGGCCACUACUGUCGCUGACUGUCAGAGAUCCCAUUUCUGAGGCACUACGUGUCCCAUAUGGGUAUCAGUGCGAUAUAUGGGUGUGAAAAUAACAUUGAGUUAUAAUUAUAUAGAGUUGUAUUCCUUUCUUUUUUUGAAAUGGGGACUUGGUUUCUUCAUGGGGGUUACUUUACACUGUGAAAAAUGUAAUCUGGGUGUGUGAUUGGUUGACAUUUGUGCAUUGGAAUGUGCCAAUAAAUGUCAUUUGAAAUGUUA
This is a messenger RNA of Salmo salar (Atlantic salmon), 1097 nucleotides long. RefSeq names its product Yip1 domain family, member 5. NCBI's taxonomy places the organism in Eukaryota, Metazoa, Chordata, Actinopteri, Salmoniformes, Salmonidae. Gene Ontology annotation, biological process: vesicle fusion with Golgi apparatus; endoplasmic reticulum to Golgi vesicle-mediated transport. The record is from RefSeq and is a predicted model, not a curated record. Gene Ontology annotation, cellular component: trans-Golgi network.